Thermochaetoides thermophila DSM 1495 is the source of this 723-nucleotide messenger RNA. RefSeq lists its product as uncharacterized. The coding region runs from base 1 to 723 and encodes 240 amino acids. Lineage: Eukaryota; Fungi; Ascomycota; Sordariomycetes; Sordariales; Chaetomiaceae. The transcript is spliced from 4 exons. The record is from RefSeq and is a predicted model, not a curated record. Gene Ontology annotation, molecular function: RNA polymerase I cis-regulatory region sequence-specific DNA binding. Gene Ontology annotation, cellular component: RNA polymerase I upstream activating factor complex; nucleus. Gene Ontology annotation, biological process: nucleolar large rRNA transcription by RNA polymerase I; transcription initiation at RNA polymerase I promoter.
AUGUCGACUCAACUAACCGAAGACGAGCGGGAACGCUACACGCGCAUCAUCGAUGAUCUCAUUCACAAGGCCGACCUGGAGACUGUUACGCAGCUGAUCGAGGCCCGCUUUGACGCCAUCUCGGGUGUCCAACAGCAGCCGACGCCGGAGGAGGCCAACGGCGCAGGCUCGCCCGAGUCAGCUUCGGCGAACGGUGACGGCGAGCCGACCGCCAAGAAGCGGAAGCGUGAAACUUCGUCCAUUGAGGACGCCGACGCCCGCCUUGCCGCAGAGCUGCAGGCACAGGAGAACAGCCUGGCGCGCCAGCGCGUCACCCGUGGUGCUAAUAAGGCUAAGGGCAAGGCUGCCAAUAGCAAGGCCGCUGAUAAGGGCAAGAAGGGCAAGGCAAAGAAGAGUGCCAAGCGCGUACGGGAUGAGGACGAUAGUGAGGCUGGUUCCGGCGACGAUGGCGAGAAGCCCAAGCGGAAGGCUGGUGGCGGCUUCCAGAAGCCGUUUAACCUGAGCUAUCCUUUGCAGGAGCUUACUGGCGAGACCCAGCUCUCUCGCCCUCAGGUGGUCAAGAAGCUUUGGGACUACAUCAAGGAAAAGGACCUUCAGGAUCCCAACGACAAGCGUCAGAUCAUCUGCGAUUCCAAACUCCAGGCUAUCUUCAAGCAGGAGAAGAUUAACAUGUUCUCCAUGAACAAGCUGUUGGGGAACCAACUGUACCCGAUCGAUGAGUAA